AUGGUUGAAGGAACUACGCUACGAUGUGGUAGACACGCAAAACAGGUCGUCGGGGAAGCAGAGAGUCAUGUGCCAGGCCGCUUUGAUGGAAAAUGGAACCUCGGCGAACGUAGGCGAAACGGUCUGUCGCUGGCCGCCGGCCGACCCAUGCUGAAACAGAGCUACAUAGCCGGGACUACCUGA
Messenger RNA from Microbotryum saponariae, 183 nucleotides. The record is from the annotation of a GenBank genome assembly. NCBI's taxonomy places the organism in Eukaryota, Fungi, Basidiomycota, Microbotryomycetes, Microbotryales, Microbotryaceae.